AUGUCUGCCACGGUAGUCUUCGCGGACAAAGCACCCAAACCACUCCCACAGUUCUCUCAGGCUGUGGUAUACAACGGCAUCAUCUACAUCUCUGGGAAUAUUGGCCUUGACGCCGUGACCUGGAAGCUGGUGGACGGCGGAGUAAAAGAGCAGACGCGACAAGCACUUCGCAAUAUAGCCAGUAUCCUAGAGGCAUCCCAAAGCGACUGGAGGGAGGUGCUCAAAGUCAACAUAUUCUUGACUGAAAUGUCGAAUUUCGCGGCAAUGAAUGAAGCAUGGGACGAGGUCUUUACCGCGGAUUAUAAACCUGUAAGCAAUUGA
Pestalotiopsis fici W106-1 is the source of this 321-nucleotide messenger RNA. RefSeq lists its product as uncharacterized. Gene Ontology annotation, cellular component: mitochondrion; cytosol. The record is from RefSeq and is a predicted model, not a curated record. Bases 1 to 321 code for a protein of 106 amino acids. Lineage: Eukaryota; Fungi; Ascomycota; Sordariomycetes; Amphisphaeriales; Sporocadaceae. The transcript is spliced from 2 exons. Gene Ontology annotation, molecular function: deaminase activity.